This is a messenger RNA of Acanthoscelides obtectus, 1838 nucleotides long. The record is from the annotation of a GenBank genome assembly. NCBI's taxonomy places the organism in Eukaryota, Metazoa, Arthropoda, Insecta, Coleoptera, Chrysomelidae.
UUAUCUUUUCUCGAUAACACUUGCCAUUUCUUGUAAUGUAUUGGUUUUUGUACUUCUACUAUGAAAUUUGAGAUUCUGUUUAGUUCCCAGCAAUGUAGAUAUAUACUUCAUCUGGUCUGUGAUUAAAUAUACUACGGCGAUGAUCGACACACCGCCCCCCCCCCCCCCCCCCAAGAAUAAUUUCUGCAAACUCCCACGUACACUAGGAGAUGCUGACGAUAAAGAUCAUUCCACUUCUUUGCCUACUGCAGCUAUGCUACCACUUUCGACCAGUUUCAUCAAAGAUCUUCGGGUUUUCUAACGUCAUCAACACGCGAUGUAGGAUAGAUAGGUUCAGGAGGUCUGAAGAUAGUAGUGAAGAAGAAGGAGAAAUGACAGAGCCGACACACACUGAUCUGGGUAGACUGUCGGUCGAACCUAUAAGUUUGAUCAGCGUGCGUCGCAAACCUGCAAGGUUCAGCAGAAAUUCGUAUAUCCAAGACAUAGGAAGCACAGAGAUAGCAAACAAAGUCAGACGAGCUAUUGUCUCAAAACCUAAGCCAACAACGAAAGACUUUCUUACAAAGGUGCCCCGAAAAAUUUCCAGGAUGAGACGUCAAGAAUUUAAGCCCAAUGUAGGCUUUACGAAAAUGGAAAUAAAGACAAACAAAACUAAGGACAAUCCCUAUCGAAGUGAAGGGUCUAUAGUGAGCAUGCCACGUAAGUCUGGUAGAUAUAGAAGGGAUACAUAUCUUAAGGUUGAGAGUUAUAUCGACGGAAAUGAAAUAACAGAAACGAACAAGGAGCAAGCUACUGCUGCCAAUCCUGAGCUAGGCCGGCCAGUAACUUAUUUAUGCAAUAGAAGUUUUUCAGAAACGGAAAUAAAGUCAAUCGAACGAGUGGGGAAGAACAUAUACCCCACGCGUAUGGAAACCGCUUACAAGUUCCUAGUAGAUAUACCCCAUAAGCCUGGCAAAUACGGGAGGGAUUCAUAUCUUAGACUCCAAACAGGCAUUCAAGAAAACGCAGCUAGCAUAGAAACGAAAAAAGCCCAAAAUACUACUGCCAUACCUGAGCAAGAACUCGCUUAUUCACUAAUACAUGUACCUCGUAAGCUUUCUCGAUUCAGAAGAACCUCACCUACCAGAGUUCAAAGAAGUCUCGAAAAGGACGAUGCUAGGAUGGAAACCAAGCAGGAACAAAUCGAUACUGUCAGACCUGGGGUACAUUCUCAUAUACCUCAAAAAGUACUGAUAUAUGUACCUCGUAAAGCUUCUAGAUUCAAGAGGGGUUUACAUUUAAGGCCCCAUCAAACACAUGAUUGUUCAAGCUCAGAUAAAGCGAUGAGGCAAAAAAGGUCUGUUGCUAUCGGGCCUCAGGACGUGUUGGAAGAACUAUUGCUGAGUGUACCUCGUAAGCGUGGAAGAUUCAGAAGAGGCUUAUAUCAAAGGCCUUAUCAGAGAUGCGAUUGUUCAAGCUCAGACUUUACCUCAGAGAAUACGAGUUUAGCGACGAGGCAAGAAAUGUCUGUUACUACCAUCCCUUCGAACAUGAUUGAGGAACUUUUGUUAAGUGUACCUCGUAAGCGUGGCAGAUUCAGAAGAGGUUUGUACCUAAGGCCUUAUCGGGAACACGACUGUUUACGCUCAGAUCUUAACUCGCACGGAAGGGUCAAAAGGGACAUCAUAGGGGAAGCUGGGAUAGCGGUGAAACAAAGAAGAGCUAUACCCGUCAGACCUCAUUCUCAUGGUAGACUUAAGGGAUAUUUGAUGAAUGUGGUAAAUAAGCGUGGAAGAUACAGAAGAGGUUUAUAUUUCAAGCCAUCAAUGAAAACGUGGUUGCCUAUAAAUAGGCUUUAG